AUGGCAGAAACCAAAAAGCUAGUGGAUCUGUCGAAGCUGCCUGAGAGGAUACUGUCAAUUCUAGUUGCGCACUCAGAUCCGGUGACGCAGAAGACCUUUGAGGAGGAACUUCCUGAUGUUACUCUUACUCAACUUCUCCCAGCUCUGAAUCGGAUGCAAAAGGAAGGCCAAGUGGAAGUUCUAGUCAACCCCAAUCGCACUCUCUCCUGGCGCAUGCGUGAGAUCGGCAACAUUGAUAAAUUGAAGUCUCUCAAAGACGUAGAAGAGAGUCUGGUAUAUAACUGCAUUCGCAAAAAUGGAAAUGAGGGCGCAACAAUCAAGGCUAUUUCAGUGGAUACCAAACUGUCUCAGAAUCGCCUCCCCCGUAUCUUAAAAUCCUUAAUAAGUCGAAAACUGAUCAAAGAACUGCCUGUUUUGGCAGGGAGUAAACAGAAGAUCUUUCUCCUCUUCGAACUCGAACCGAGCAAGUCCCUGGCUGCCAACACCCUGUUUGCUGGUGAGGCAGGGGUAGAUGGCGAGUUUGUAGCAAUGUUACGGACGGCCUGCUUGAAGUUCAUUCAGGACAAGAGGUCACAGUGA
This is a messenger RNA of Hydatigera taeniaeformis, 579 nucleotides long. The record is from the annotation of a GenBank genome assembly. NCBI's taxonomy places the organism in Eukaryota, Metazoa, Platyhelminthes, Cestoda, Cyclophyllidea, Taeniidae.